Ctenocephalides felis (cat flea) is the source of this 1317-nucleotide messenger RNA. RefSeq names its product HMG box-containing protein 4-like. The record is from RefSeq and is a predicted model, not a curated record. Lineage: Eukaryota; Metazoa; Arthropoda; Insecta; Siphonaptera; Pulicidae. The transcript is spliced from 8 exons.
AGAUUUUAAUUAUUAUUUAUAUAAAUUUUUAGCUAAUUACGCAGGGUCGUAAUUUACAUAAUUUUAAUGUGUAUACCAAACAUGAAGCUACAUUGGUAAUGAUGUAAAUACAUUAUUACACUUAUUUAUUUUAAUUGUGUGUUUUAUUUAUGUUAUUGUUAUUAUAUAAUCCCUUUUAUCAUAAUGUACACCAACGACAAAUCGUUAAAAUCAAAACGUGAAGACCCAGAUCAAAUCGGACGCAAACCAAAGCAAGAAGACUUGGAAGUGACUGGAGUAUCGAGAAGCGGACGUGUUAGAAAAAAAUCGUCAAAAUUAACAGAUUUUGAGUCUCCUGAUGACCUAGAACCAAGGCCUAAAAAAAGCUUUACAAAGCCACACACAUCUAAUUUUGAUUUCCCAUCUGGAGAAGAAAAUCGUGUAAAAGUUGAAUAUGAUAUUCAGGAACAACAUCUUUCAGAUGGUGAUUCAGAAGAAGCUUAUGAUUCAAAUUACGACUCUGAUGUUGAUUUAGAAGAAAAUGAUCUAAAUGAACAUCAAGAUUUUGAAAAUACACCUUCACAAAGUGUUUACUUACAGGAAUUGUCUAGAAAAAAAUCUACCUUAUCGAGAGACAGCAAAAGUCCAGCAAAAGGUAAAGUACAACGUAAAGACAAAGGUAAAUCUCGUUUCACAGCUUAUAUGCUCUGGGCUAAAGGAAUUAGAAAUAAAAUCGUAAAAGAAAAUCCUUCAAUUGAUUUUUCAUCUAUAUCAAAAAAUUAGGUGACUUGGGCAAAUGUGCCUAAUGGAGAGAAGUAUAAUUGGCGUCGAAGGGCUAAACGUAUGGCUAUGAAAGUAGCGAGAGAUGAAGAAAUAAAAACAUCUGAUAAUAAAGCACAAUUUAUAAAUAAAAGCAAAUCUAAUAAGCCCUCCCAAUUCUCCACUUCACCAACAGUUUCUAAGAAACUUGAUAUAGAAGAUUUAGAAGUGAUGCCUAAUUCCCAACAAAAUUCUGAUAAUUUAAUGUUGAGCCCCAAAUCAUCAGCAAUGAGCAGCGGUUUAUCAUCUCAAGGCAUGUAUAAGGUAACAGGAAGUUCCCCAAUUGACAUAGCUGCUUAUCUAAAGUUACUUGGCGAGAGUUUGAGUAUAAUUGGUGAACGAUUAAAAGAACAUGAGGGACAGAUUGCAGUGUCCGGUUCUUUAAGUGUUUUACUUGAUAGUCUUUUGUGUUCUGUAGGUCCUUUAGUUUGCUUAUCGCAACAGGUACCAGAACUUAAUUCUGAUAUGGAUUUUAGUGAUUUGCUUGAUAAUAUUGCUUAUGUUAUGCCCGGCUUGUAA